Amaranthus tricolor (Joseph's coat) is the source of this 2544-nucleotide messenger RNA. RefSeq lists its product as uncharacterized. Gene Ontology annotation, molecular function: nucleic acid binding. Lineage: Eukaryota; Viridiplantae; Streptophyta; Magnoliopsida; Caryophyllales; Amaranthaceae. The transcript has 12 exons. The record is from RefSeq and is a predicted model, not a curated record. The coding region runs from base 1 to 2544 and encodes 847 amino acids.
AUGGGUGGUACGACUGUUGAUGAGUAUUACCACAAAUUUAUGGAAUAUCUCAAGUACUGUCCUGAUGAUGUUCCCACUGAAGAGAAGAAAAUGCAGCGAUUUGAGCUGGGAUUGUCGUAUGACAUUCAAAAACAUAUUGAAAAGAAGGAAAAAGAGAAGGGUAAUGUCCCUGAGAAGAGGAAAGAGGUUUCUGGCCAGGCAUUGGAGAACGUGUCGGGCUUUUAUCAGAAGAAAGCAAGAAGUUUUGGGAAUUUUCAGGGAGGCGGGUCUGGUACAAAUUCAGGGUUUAGGAGUGACACGAAGCCUGCUAAGCCAUUACUGGACCGAGACGGCAAUGAAAGAAAGUAUUUCUGUAGAAGAUGCAAGAGAAAUCAUCCGGGGAAAGACUGUGACGGGAAUUUGAUCGAGUGGGGUAGAAGUCAACAUCCGAGUGGACAACACCGGCAACAGAAUUUAAACAACGCCGGUAGUCAAGCCAGCCAGCAGUACGGGAACGGGAAUCGUGGUAAUUCUGGUCAGAGGUUCCAGCGACCUUUUUAUGGGGGACAAGGCCGGGUAGAUGGAAAUCGAGUUGAAGGGUCAGAAAUGCAUCGCGGGGGAAAUCAAGUGGGAGGAAAUAAUGUACAGCCGGCGAGUGGAAGGGUAUCUGCGGUCAGUGCAAGAGAAGCUGACCAGGCUACGGAUGUGGUCACAGGAAGGUAUAAGGCCACUAUUGAAUGUAGAGAGCAGCGAGUUUUGUUGGAAGGACCACGAGGGGAGAGCGUUAGAUAUAGAAAAUUUCCCAAGGGGCCCAGAACGAAUUUGGUGUCGACUUUGGAAUUGCAAAGGCUCGUGAGGCAAGGACACCCUUUGUACCUAUGUCAUAUCCACCAGGAAGGGAAGAAGGAGGAGGAUCCAAAGGAUAUUGCGGUGGUGAAUGAAUUCUUGGAUGUUUUUCCUGACGAAAUUCCCGGUAUGCCACCUCAACGAAAAAUUGAUUUCACAAUAGACUUGGACCGAGAUGAACAUCAGAAACAUCUACGAUUUGUCCUGCAAACCCUGGGAGAAAACAAGUUGUACACGAAAUUGUCAAAGUGUGACUUUUGGUUGGAAAAGGUAUCAUUUUUGGGUCAUUUUGUUUCUAAAGAGGGUAUUUCGGUGGAUCCGGCGAAAGUAGAGGCAGUUCGAAGCUGGUCGUCACCAAAGAAUGUCACCGAAGAUUUCUCGCGUAUUGCUCGGCCCAUGACUUCGUUAAGGAAGAAAGAGAAGAAGUUCGAAUGGACUGAUGAAUGCGAACAGGCCUUCAUGACUUUGAAGGAAAAUGACGCAUCAAAGAAGGGAUUGGGUUGUGUGCUGAUGCAAGAUCGUAAGGUGAUUGCUUACGCGUCACGACAACUGAAAGUACAUGAGGUUAAUUACCCUACCCAUGAUCUGGAGUUAGCCGCUAUAGUAUUUGCUCUGAAGAUAUGGCGACAUUACUUGUAUGGCGUUAAGUAUUAUGAUCUGGAAUUCAUAUAUCAUGAGGGCCGAGCAAACUUGGUGGCCGACGCGUUGAGUAGGAAGUCUAGUCACUCGCUGUCUGCUUUGGACGGGGUUGAAGAGUUGCAUCGGGAUUUUGCUAGACUAAACUUGGAGGUAGUACGUAAAGGUGAACUACAGGGAUGUUUGAAUGCAUUGGCUAUUCGACCUUCAUUCUUCGAAGAAAUUUUGAGUUCCCAGGAUAAAGACCCGAAACUGUUGAAGCUAAAGGAACAGGCUCGGGAAGGAAAAGCGGAGGGAUUCCUUAUUCAUGAAGAUGGAAGUUUGAGGUUCAAAGGUCGUUGGUGUUUACCGUCAGGGGAGGAAUCUUUGAAGGAACGUAUUCUGGAUGAAGCGUACUGUACGAAAUUUUCAAAGGUUAAAAGUGAGCAUAAGAGACCAGGAGGGUUAUUGCAGCCGUUAGAGAUACCGGUAUGGAAGUGGGAUGAUAUUUCUAUGGAUUUUGUUGUGGGUUUACCUCGGACGAAAGCAGGUAAUGAUGCGUUAUGGGCUAUGGGUACCACGUUGCUUUAUAGUACGUCGUUUCAUCCGCAAACGGAUGGGCAGACGGAACGAACGAAUCAGGUAUUAGAAGAUAUGUUGCGCGCUAUUGCCAUGGAAUGUCCGGUUUAUUGGGAUGAUUUCACCGAAGCGGUGACCUUGGAACUUGAGUUAUUGUUCCAGAUGACGGAGAAAGUGAAGUUGAUAAGGGACCGCUUGAAAGCGGCGCAAGAUCGUCAAAAGUCUUAUGCUGACUUGAAACGCCGACCAGAAGAAUUCACCGUGGGAGAACAGGUGGCUUAUCGGUUAGCCCUUCCGAAUUCUUUGGAAAAGGUACAUGAUGUAUUUCAUGUGUCUCAGUUAAAGCGGUAUCAUUCCGCAGCCACUCAUGUAUUAGAUCCUGAACCCUUAGAAUUGGAUGCAUCCUUGUCUUACUCUGAGCAACCGGUUCGAAUCUUGGACAAGAAGGUUCGUAGUACACGAAGAAAAGAUAUACCUAUGGUGAAGGUCUUGUGGUCAAAUCAUGAGCGUGAAGCGGCUACUUAG